Messenger RNA from Labrus bergylta (ballan wrasse), 10489 nucleotides. Lineage: Eukaryota; Metazoa; Chordata; Actinopteri; Labriformes; Labridae. The record is from RefSeq and is a predicted model, not a curated record.
AGCAACACACACACAACAAACCCCGCCCCCUCCCGCCCCGCCCUUCGAGACACGAGCGAACGAACGAACGUUGCUUUACGAAAAAAAAAGGACGGCAGUCAUGGAAAACUCCAACGAGGAGCAAAGAGCAGAGAAAAACGAGGAGGGGGAGUCGGAGACGAAGGAGGAAAAGACUCACAGUAACCUUAAAGCGAUCAACGGGGUGACGGAGGAGGCAGCGAGUGCAGGAGAGCAGCUACAGAACGGAGACCGAGGAGGAGGAGACGGAGAAGGAGGAGGAGGAGGAGGGAUCAUGGGAGCUGAAGGAGGAGGAGACCUGUCCUCCAUCAACGCCAUGAUGUCAGCAGUGAUGUCAGCAGCAGGGACCAUCAACGGCGGAGGAGACGGAGAAGGAGGGAGUGGAGUCACCUCAGCCAACUCCUCCGCCGGACCCUCACCAAGCCCCUCCCCCAGCAAGUCGCUCACUGCAGCGAUGAGAGCCCCUCCUAGCCGCAACGCACGACGCACCCAGGACACCAAAGACGAAAGCUCAGCUUUUAUAUGUCCGCUGUGUGACAAGAACUGUCAAUCACAACACCAGCUCACCAUGCACAUUAGACAGCACAAUGCAGACGCCGGAGCGUCGGAUCACUCCUGCAGCAUCUGUGGGAAGUGCCUGAGCUCGGCCUCGUCGCUGGACAGGCACAUGCUGGUCCACAGCGGGGAGAGACCCUACAAAUGUAACGUCUGUGGACAGACCUUCACCACCAACGGCAACAUGCACAGACACAUGAAGAUCCAUGAAAAGGACCCGGCCAGCGGUCUGCUCCCCGUCAGCCCCCCCUCCCCAACCAAACGUCGCCGUCCGUCUGUCAAGAGGAGGCUGGAGGAGGAGAAUGGAGAGGAGCCGCCGAAUAAGAAGGUGGUGGAGGAUGCGGCGUCAGAGGAAUUGGCAGCUGCAGUUCGAGGAGCCGAGGAGGAGCUGCUGCCCUGUCCAAUCUGCUUCAAGACCUGCAGCUCCAGACUGGAACUGGAUGCACACAUGGACGCACAUCCCGACACUGCAUUAAGGUGCGAUAUCUGCUGCCUAUCUUUCCGAACCCACCGUGGCAUGUUGCGUCACAACGCCGGGGUUCAUAAGCUCCUCCCCCAGGACCCCAGUGGACGCCCCUUCAUCCAGAACAACCCCUCCAUCCCGACCGGCUUCAACGACCUCGCCUUCAUCGACUUCUCCUGCAAGAAGUUCGCUCACAUCGCACAGGUCUGGUGUGAGACAAACCUCCGUCGCUGCAUCAGUAAGUUCCAUCGGUUCGUCUGCGAUUGCUGCGACAAAGCGUUCCCCCUCCACUCUGCGUUGGAGCUCCAUAAAAUCACGUCCCACUCUGAAAAAGCCAACGACGCUGACACGCAGGAGGCCGAGGAUGAAGAGGAAGACGAAGACGAGGACGAGGACGAGGACGUAGCUGACAAAACGAUUGGUCCAGAGAACGAGGAGAAAGAGGUUCUGCAUGCAGAGCAGUCCGGCUUCUUGGAAGGGCUCGGUCUGCAGCACAUCUCUACGGUGAAGUCUGGUCCCACAGACGAUGAGAUUCAUCAGGCUCACCUGGACAGCAUCAAGGUGAUCCACGUGGAGCCUCCCUCCUUUAGCCUCCCCCAGGAGCCGGCCUCCGCCUACCUCUCUGGAGGACUGGGGCUGACUCUGGGACUCGGUGUGGGGGGUCUGGCUGCCCUCAGCAUCCCGCUCCUGGAGGCGUCUGGCUCCGCCUCCACCCUGCAGGGCCUCACCCAGCGCGACGCCCUCAGCCUCCUCUCCCUUCAGCCGUUCCCCACAGGCCUCCUUCUGCAGCCUGAAGGGGGCGCUGCCACCGGGAGCGCAGUCUCAUCUGGCGCUAAACCCGGGGAGGCGGGAGGAGCCGGGAUCAUGGAGCUGGCCGACAUCCAGCAGAUCCUUCAAGUGGCAAGUGCAGCGCCCAAUCAGAUGGGACUGACCCUCCCACCUCUCGCCAAAGCUCCGGGAUUUGCUGGAAGUCAAGGUCUGGUUCAGGGUCAGAAGGCGAUGCCUCCAUUGAAACCCAAACCUCCCAUCACCCCUCGCUCCAGCCUCACAGCCAACACCCCUCCCCCCCUUCAGAGCUCCCAGCAGGCCUCUCUUGGCUGCAUCAGCCCGAGCCUGCCUCCCCCCACCCCCACUCUCUUCAAAACUCCCUCCUCCUCAGCCGGUAACGGAGGGCAGCUGGACGCAGAGUGUAUGGGUGACGCUCACACGCCUCUGUCGGACUCGCCGCCAGCUGUGACCACAGCAGUGCAUGAGGAGGCGGGGCUAAGUGGGAGGAAACCGGGAACCAAAGCUGGAAACAACGCCGGCUCGGCUAAAGGUUCGUUCCCAUGCAGAUUCUGCGACCAGGUGUUCUCCUUCUCCGGCGUCCUGCAGGCUCACAUGCGCUUCCAUCUCGGCAUCCUUCCUCAUCAGUGCAACAUCUGCGACUACGUGGCGCCGGACAAAGCCACGCUGAUCCGACACCUGCGGACACACAGCGGCGAGAGACCAUACGUCUGCCGGGUCUGCCAUUACCCGUUCACUGUCAAGGCUAACUGUGAGCGCCACCUCAGGAAGAAGCAUGCCAAGACCUCGAGGAAGGACAUCGAGAAAAACAUCAAGUAUGUCACUUCCACCACCACGGCCAACAUCGCUGCAGCCAUAACCGCGGUAACAACCACCACCACGGAUACGGAGACUGGCUGCACCGGAGCAGAGACCACCUGCAGGUUCUGCGGCGAGGACCUGAAGAGCUACCGGGCACUGCAGAUCCACCUGCGAACGCACAACGGCUGUCAGAGGAAGCCGUUUGAGUGCCGGCGCUGUGGUGCUGCCUUCCUUGCCAAACGGAACUGCAUCCACCACCUGCUGAAGCAGCACCCCGAGGUGCAGGAGAGAGAGAUCGAGGAUCACAUCGCCACACUCCUGCCUGCCACUCAGUCCGCCUCCGCCGCUGGCCCGGUCCCAGCGGCCGCAGUGGCUAAGUUGUCGCUGAACGGGAUAAGUCCGCCUGCAGUUCAGGCGCUGCAGGCAGUGAAGGUGGAGGACGUGGUUUAUCCUGCUGAACUGGACCAGCCGCUCGACUUCUCUGCCAAAGGUCGCAGCAGCCAAGCGGGGUCUCCUGGAGUCAAACUGGAGAGCGUCUCCCCAACCUUCGACUGCUCUGCCAUCGACCAGCCCAUCGAUCUGUCCAUCCCCAGCAAGAGGCAGCGGAGAGAGGCGGCAGGCGUAGAGAGGAGGGAGAUAAAGAUGGAGCAGGGCGGCAACAGCAUCGAGCAGCCGAUUCUUUCAAAGGAGGAGAAAACUGGAAUCGCUCUGCCUCCUCUCCACCCUCACCCCCAGCUUGGCUGCUACCAGCUCCCCCCUGGAUCCACCCCUCCCCCGGCCUCCCUCCCCAACAUCAGCAACUCCACCCGAGCUCAGCGCCUCAAACCUUUGCUCCCCAAACCAAGCUCCUCCACCACCACCACCACCUCCUCUCCCUCCUCCACCACCCACAAGGAGCUGCCUCCUCUGGCUUCAAUCGCUCAGAUCAUCCACUCCGUCUCUGGAGUUCCGGACCUGCUGAAGAGAGAGGAUGGGAAGCCACAGGGUGGAGUCUCUUCUCAGGGUGAAUCUGCUGCAGCUGCACCCGGAGCCUCCGCUGCUCCUGAGACACAAAGUGAAGACACAACAGAAGGAUCCAGCAGAAAGCGAAGCAGGAAGAAGCCGGCCGCCCUGUCAGUGAAGGAGAAAGCUGCUGUGAGUAGCAGCGGCAUAGACCUGGAGUCCAGCGGGGAGUUCGCCAGCGUGGAGAAAAUGCUCGCCACCACGGACGCCAACAAGUUCAGCACGUACCUGCAGACUGGAGCUGCCGACCUCGGAGCAAAGAGAGACGUGGACAAAUCAGGAGGAGCAGAGGAGAAGGAGGAGGGGAAGCCUGUGGCUGCGGUGGGGCCGCAGUCGAAAGGGAAGAAGAACGCCUACUCCAACUCUGUGCAGAAGAUGACAUGUCCCUUCUGCCCCCGAGUGUUCCCCUGGGCCAGCUCGCUGCAGAGACACAUGCUGACACACACAGGCCAAAAACCUUUCCCCUGUCCGAAGUGCGACGCCUUCUUCUCCACCAAAUCAAACUGUGAGCGCCAUCUGCUGAGGAAACACGGCGUCACGCACCGAACGCUGCGACGCAACGGCUCACUCAGCAAGAAGGACGGAGAGGACGGUUCGCAGGACAGCGCAGAGAGUCAGUCAGAGAACGAGCAGCUCACACCAGAUGCACAAAACCACGGCAACACCACCCCCUCUUCAGAAUUAAGCCCCGCCCCCACAGCGGAGAGUCCCUCUUCAUCUGAGCAAGAAAGGGAGGGACCCACAACGCCUAGCCCCAGCCACAAAUCAAGUCAAGGUGGCAGUCCAGCUUCCAUUGUUGCAGAGCAGCAGGAACCAAACACCACAGAUCAGACAGACCAGCAGGGGGCGCCAGAGACCAGAGCAGGAAAACAGCCUCAACAGAGCAACAGCACCAAGGUGGAGAGUACAGAUGAUGACGACUGCCACAGCAACAAAAGUUUGGACCUGAACUUCGGCAAAAAGCUCAUCGACUUCAAGCUCUCAACAUCGCCAGAUGCAGCUCAGGAAGAACAACCCCCCCAGCCUGCAUCCUCUUCCUCCUCAUCCUCCUCUACCUCUGCUCCUCCAGCAGCAUCAGACAACCAAGAGAAGGAGAAAAGCUCUGCAGCCUCCUCCUCCCCUCCUCCCUCCUCCUCCUCCUCCAGCAGCCCCGCUGUGAAGCAGCAGCAGGAGUACAAACACGUAUGCCGAGUCUGCAACAAGAGCUUCCGAUACGCCACCACCCUCGCACGCCACGAGAGGGCGCACCUCUCUGAGGAGACGCCAACUCCUGCACCAGUAGAAGUGACCUCGCAGGAGACAGAAGAGGCGACGGAGAGCACUGUUGCAAAACCAACAGAAGACAAAGAGGAGGAGAAAGAGGAGGAGCAGAAGGAGACGGAGAUGGAGGAGGAGGAAGGAGGAGUGAUGAGGGGAGGAAAGAGUGAGGGAGGAGAGAGCGGGGAGUCCGAGGAGGAGAAGGAGGAGAGGAGCGAAGAAGAGGCGUCGGAACCAAAGAGUUUAGAGGGAGGCAGAGUUGACAAGAGGAAGAAGAUUUGUAAAGUCUGCGACAAAAGAUUCUGGUCUCUGCAGGACCUGACCCGACACACUCGCUCACACACAGGUGAGCGGCCGUACCAGUGUCAAACCUGCGAGAGGACUUUCACCUUGAAGCACAGCCUCGUUCGCCACCAAAGGAUCCACCUGAAGCCCCGCGGAGCCGAUGGAGUCGAUGGAGCCUCUGUCGGGAACGACGACGCCAGUGAGGAUGGAGACUCCUGCGGCCCGACGCCAACCUCCACCUGCCCGCCCUCGGAGAACGAGAGCGAGUGUGGGAGCGGCCCCAUAGGGGCCAAGGAGUUGGAUGAGGAGGAGGAUGUGAAAGAGGAGGUUGAGGAGGGAGGGGAAUCAGCGGUGGCGGAGGAAGAAAAUUCUGUGAAAAAAGUAGAGUCUGCUGCCGAUCCAGAGCCGCCAACAACCAAUACUUCUCCUGAAGAAAAAUCUAAACUUCCUGAAGAAUUGGCGACGCAAAAACCCUCGGAAGACUCGACUCCCAAACAACAAGCUACUGACACAAAGACAAGUGACGAAUCCUCAGCCAGCGACCUAAAAUCAACGCCUGAAUCAAACACCUCCAAAGACCCCUCACCCUCUUCCUCCAUGUCUCCUGAGGAGUCGGCCCCUGCAGACGGAUUAAUCCAGGGGCUGCUGGAGAUCCACGCCAAGCCCGCGCUGGAGCACAUCCUGCCCAACGGAGAGCCUCCUCUGGUGGGGGCAGACUGAGGGGAAACUCCCCCGGCUUUCACCCCAGUGCCAUACGACGGAAAAGACGCUACAACAUUUAUAAUGAUGAAGAUGAUGCAAAAACCAGCCCAGAAACUUUUUUGAUAGAAAGAAAGAGGAAACCCUCGUUUUCUUGAAGUGCCUUACUACUAGUCCUACUUCUAAGAGAUGUUUUUUGCUAAAUCUUUAUCUGCAUUAUUACGGAGGAUGGAUCUAAUUUUUAUAGCUUUUUAUGAUGACAAUGAUUUGCAUUGAUAUAUUUUUUGUGCGGGGAAUCUAAAUUUCAGCAAUAAAAGAAUAAAGUUAUGAUUUAUUAUUGUCUAGAUUCUGUUUGAGAAUUAAUGAUCAACUUAAGAGAUGCAGAAGACAGACAAAGACUGAGACAGACUGUCUGAAUUUGUGUUUAUUCUGUAUUUAAAUCGCGGCUGAGACUGAACAUGAUAUGAACCAGUUGGAUUUGAGAACGAAAUAAGCCAGGGUGAGGAACUUUACAUUUUUUUUUUCCAAUGCUCACAUCGGCUAUUUCAUUUUUUUGUUUUCAUAAAUUCAAAUUGGGAGUUGGAGGCUGCCAAUGUGGCUCGUCGGCCCGAUUUCACCAGCAAAAGAUGACUUCCACUGAUGGCUAACUGUCGCAUAAAUCUGUGUGACAAAGGAAGCUUUUUGUAACUGGAAAAUAAAACACCGAAUGACUUCGUCCUUAUGGCUUGCUUCUGCAAUAAUCCUCGUCUAUCAGCUGGCUCAGAAAACACACAAAAACAUUCACAAACUUGUCAAAGUCGCAGCAGAGCUCUGUCUGAAAAAGAACUCUUUAAAGGGCAGAUAAAGUGUUGAUCAGUUUGUGCUCUCCAUGUUUUUUUUAAACCCAUCACACUAUUGAUCCCUUUAUCCCUCAAAGCCUCCCUGUGAGUUUGUGUGUUAAUAAUUUGUCAUUCAUAAUCAUUCUCAGUUGAUUCCAUGUGUGUACAGAGAGUUGAACAUGUGGCACGUGGUGUUAGAGUAUUUUCCUUUUUUUUUUUUUUGCGUGUGUGCGGAUUAUCAGUGAAAUAUAGGUGUAGGGAGGGGAAUUCUUGUGUUUUUGUGGAUUUUUUUUUUUUUAUAACUGAACAAAUCAAAAUGUCUGGCUUUGUGUGCGAUUGUAUGUGAAAUCCACCUAUCUCUCAUCGUCGUCCCCUUGUGUUCAUUUAGGGUUUAUUACAGGGCCUCUAGUAUGCUAACAUAUUUCACCUCUAACACUUGAUCCAGGUUCAGUUUACCUCAACUUCCGCUUUAACUGCAACCGCUUAUACGAUAUAUGAGCAGCUCUAUAGGCUACCCUUUAAAUCCUAUGUCUUCCUAAACGUGGCAAGCAAGGCUAAUUCUUUGCUACCCUUGUUUCCACUGUGGACAAAGUCGGAGCUAACCAGGACUAACUCACCAGCGAGACUUUAAACACAGCUACCCAAGCUUACCAUAUCACAUGCUAACUUAGCUUGCACAAAAAAGUUAAUUACAUUUAAACAGAAAUAGCAAGGGAAAGGUCAUCAAUAGCCUUAUUUGCAUAACGAGCCUUCACAGAACACAGAACAACCAGCACUUACUGUACAAGCUUUAUCUUGGCAACGUCCCAUAAAAGGGCUACCACUAGCUAGCUGUACUUAAUUUUAGCCUGUGUUAGCUGAACAGAUAUCAAACAAGUCCUAGCUGACCCACCCAGAGAGGUUAGCCUUAGCUUCACAGAGUAGGCCUUAUUCAGCCAUUACUCGUCUUAAACACUCAAUUAGAGCAACCUGUAACCAGACCACACAAGUCUGCCAAGCUAAUGGUAGAUUAGCACAAACUAGUUAGGUUUACUCAGUUAGCUAUAGCGUUAACAAAAAACCUGAGCUUGGCAGAGUGGGUCCUUUAUACCAUACAGCAGCUAAGUAGCGCAAACUCACCAGAACUAGCUAGGUAUAACUAUUAGCCUGAGCUUUGCUUAAUGUGCUGCAUGGUGAAACACAUGCUAGCUAGGGCUAACUAGUUGAGUAAAACCAACACAUCUCUAAGCUUUUAAAAAAGCGUACUUGGCUAAUGGCACGUGUAGCUCAUCUCCUUCAGUAUUAUUUCGGUAUCUUGAGUUGGUCCUGGACAGCUGUAGUGCGUUUUUCUGGCUCAUGUCUCUAACAUGAACAUUUAGUCUAUGUGAAGACAUUUUUUAACAGCUGAACUUAAACUUAAAAGUCUGUGUUGAUUUAUCUUCAUGGAGGUUAAUAGAUACUCAAAGACCCGUGGUCAUAAAUUUGGCGGUUGAGACAAUCAUUUGUAGUUAUCAAUUAAAAACAAAUUGAAACUGAUACUAAACCCUUCAUUUGCAUCUUUGUGGUUUCCAGAAAGAGCUUAACAACAGGUUGAAAAGAGUGAAUGAACUGAUGAAUGAAUGGAAGAACAGAUGGAUGGAUGGAUGAGGGGGUUGAGAGUGAAUGGUAUUACCCUACUGCACAAACAGACACAAGUAAAAGGGCUAAUUCCACCCCCUCGUACCAACCAAACCGGACAUUUCCACAACAGUUAAGGGUGGCUAAGUGCGCAUGAGUAUUUUCUUUUUGUGUGAAGUUGAAAAUAGCUCUCUUUUCUUCUUGUAUGUUUUUCGUCUCUUUGUUUAUUUUUUUUAUAUCAAGCAACCUCAAAACGAAUCGAACCUCAGCGGCUCAUAACAGAACUGUAAGGCAACGACAGUCAGUCAUCUGGCCUGUCAAAAAGCGAGUGAUAUUGAACAACUGGACUGACUGUGUGACUGACUGGACGCUGCUGUGAACUGGCACUAACAAUUUCCAAAACUACUACUACUAGUACUACUACAGUGGAAUAUCGCAACACAAUCAGGAGAGAAAGAGAGAGAGAGUUUUUCAUUCCCAGGGUAUUCAAAACCUAAACCUAGCUUAUUCUCUUAUAUUUCUUAAAAAGUUUGCUGUCCAAUAUUUGUCUUUGGUGAAUACUGUGUUCUUCGCCAAGUCAAACACAAUGGGAAAAGCAAUGGUGUGGCAGAAUAUUUAAUUCUUAGAUCCUUUAUUUGAAGAUUAGAAACAAAAGAAAUGAAAAGGCUGAAACUAGUUUUGGGUUGCUCUUGGUUUUUGGAUAAUGUAACAAUAAUUUUGUACAUAUUUUCAUAACAUCUUCGGCCCAUUGAUCAGUGUUUUGUUUGAAUGUAUAUUUGAGGGAAUCGACUAAUAAAAAACAAUGUUUUCAAAUCAAAUUAUUUUUGAUUGAUUGAUCUGAAAUUGGAAUUUGAACAACAUGAAUUUAAAUUUAGUUGGAAUUUAAGAUUUACCGUUUUUAUUAUGCCACAUUUAUGAAGGAACUCUCUCUUUCUUUUUCUCCACUGUUUUAUGUUUUGUUGGCUCUAUCUGUACAUCCCUAUCCCUCGGGAAUGUGUGUUAAUGUUCUCUUAAGUGUGUGUGUGUGUGUUGUGUGUGUGUGUGUGUGUUUGCACGGCCAUAUGAAUACUGGACUUCCAUUGGAAUGCACAUGGACUGUUUUUAAAUGUAUUUAAAACCUGGAGCCCAGGUGCGUGUUUGUGUGUUCGGGUGCAAGUUAGUUUCUACAAUGACUUGAGAAGAAGCCAUGUAUUAAGAAUAUCACAAUAAUGCUGCAGAACUGUUUUGAGGAACUGAUGGUUUGUGUUAUGGACUAACCGGCUUGCUGUAGGCCGGGAUGUGAAACGUACUAGCAAUAAGAAUCCCUCUGAAUCCAAAAAGCUUUAUGUAGAUCUCCUGUAUAUGAGUUGAGAACACUUUGUGUGGGUGUCUUGGGUCUGUUGUUUAUUUUUAGUUUGGCUGACAUGAUUUUUGUUGUGUUUAUUUUUUCUUUAUGACAUUUAAAUGUGUAUAAAACUGUGAAAAUCCAUUGUGUUCAGUUAAAGGGUGAGUUUUAGGUUAGUUUUUUUUGCAUGUUAAUCUAAUUUGUUCAAUUAUGGAUGAUUUCUCCUUUUUCAUCUCCUCUCGCUCUACACAUACAUAUAAAUAUAUAUAAAUAUAAAAUUAUAUAUAAUCUCGCUCUCAGGGUCUUUCACAAAUCCAUUAUCCGAAAUGCUUCAUGUUCUUAUUUCCUGAGUUGCAACUUGUCUUUCCAACUCCUGAUCAUUUUGUCUUUUUUUAAUAAUGAUUCAGAACUGUCAAUCACUACAUUUAGCACUUGACUGUGAACUCGUCAUCACCUAACAGAUAAAAGAUGUCGUUUGAUUUUUGGCGUUUCAAAACCAGAACAUUUAGACAUUUUUGUGUCAUUUUUCCCCCUCUCACUCAGACUUUUCUGUCAGACCUUAAAAGCCUUUUUUUUCUGUGUCCUGUUUUGGGUUAACUCUCUGUCCCGGUCAGAGUUUAAAGGGAACAUCAGAGAGGACGUACACAAACAUACACAGAUGCUGGACUUCAAUCAGAAAGCAUUAACACAUGAUCCCGUGGAAAACUUGUAUUUUCUGUGGUUGUGUUUUCAUCCUUCUAUCCCUCCCUCGUCUGUCCUCUCUCCUCCUGCUGUUAGUAAGACAUGAGAGUGUUUCACAAAGUCAAGAGAUGUAAACAUGUUCUGUAUUCAACCCAAUAAGAAACCGCAAUAAAGAUUAUAUUAAGGAAAGGUGUGUGAAUCUAA